AUGGAUGCCUUAGUGGAGCAAACUCAGAAGGCAAAGGUUUUGCAUGAAAAAUUGAAGAAUGCUAAAUCUGAUGUCGCUAGGCUACAAGAAGAGAAGUUCUCUGUUAAGGAUCGCAAUUCUGAAAUUCAUCAACGACUGUUGAGAAUCGUUGAGACUAGAUCUCCUCCAUUCAAUGAUAGAGUACACCUUGCUCUAUGUGAAAAACUUAAGCAUGUGUUCGCUCUGCUGAAUCAAAUCCAUGGUGUUUUGGAAAGCGGUGCUUCUUCAAAACAAUGGGGAGACGAGGAGGUUAAUGUGAAAGAAGAUUUUGAUCAGAAGGGCAAUGAAGCUUAUGGAUCAAGGAAUAAUGGCAAUGCCAUUUAUGAAGAAGAAAAUGAAGAAAAUAUGACUGAAGCGGAAAGGGCUGAAAGAAAGUAA
This is a messenger RNA of Lactuca virosa, 417 nucleotides long. The record is from the annotation of a GenBank genome assembly. Lineage: Eukaryota; Viridiplantae; Streptophyta; Magnoliopsida; Asterales; Asteraceae.